AUGUCAAAUGUCCUCAAACGUUUUAAUGGUGCAAAUCUCACUAAGAAUGUCCGCAAACGUUUUAAUGAUGCAAAUCUCAGUAAUAAUGUCCUCAAAAGCUUUGACGAUGCAAAUCUCAGUAGUAAUAUUCUCAAAAGCUUUGACGAUGCAAAUCUCAGUAAUAAUAUUCUCAAAAGCUUUAAUGCUGCAAAUCUCACUAAGAAUGUCCGCAAACGUUUUAAUGCUGCAAAUCUCAGUAAUAAUGUCCUCAAAAGCUUUAACGAUGCAAAUCUCAGUAAUAAUAUUCUCAAGCGUUUUAAUGAUGCAAAUCUCAGUAAUAAUAUUCUCAAACGUUUAAAUGAUGCAAAUCUCAGUAAUAAUGUCCUCAAAAGCUUUAACGAUGCAAAUCUCGGUAAUAAUAUUCUCAAAAGCUUUGACGAUGCAAAUCUCAGUAAUAAUAUUCUCAAAAGCUUUAACGAUGCAAAUCUCAGUAAUAAUGUCCUCAAAAGCUUUGACGAUGCAAAUCUCAGUAAAAAUGUCCUCAAAAGCUUUGACGAUGCAAAUCUCAGUAAUAAUAUUCUCAAACGUUUUAACGAUGCAAAUUUCAGUAAUAAUAUUCUCAAACGUUUUAACGAUGCAAAUCUCAGUAAUAAUAUUCUCAAACGUUUUAACGAUGCAAAUCUCAGUAAUAAUAUUCUCAAAAGCUUUAAUAAUGCAAAUCUCAGUAAUAAUAUUCUCAAAAGCUUUGACGAUGCAAAUCUCAGUAAUAAUGUCCUCAAAAGCUUUAACGAUGCAAAUCUCAGUAAUAAUGUCCUCAAACGUUUUAAUGAUGCAAAUCUCACUGAUAAUGACGAUGCAAGCCUCAGUAGCGAUGUCAUGAUACUGGUCAAGUUCAACGGCGAUGCCAUCCCAUCUGAUGCUUCUAAGGUACAAAUUGCAGUAAAUUGUUAUCAAAUAUGUUUAGAAUGA
Molecule: messenger RNA, 948 nt
Organism: Mercenaria mercenaria
Lineage: Eukaryota; Metazoa; Mollusca; Bivalvia; Venerida; Veneridae
Exons: 2
Coding region: 1-948 (315 amino acids)
Source: RefSeq, a predicted model, not a curated record